AUGGAUCAUAGCGCUUCUACUCCCCACGAACCACUUGAUGGCCCUACGGAUUCCCUUAUUAAACCCGGUUGGGACUCCCAUGAUUCCACACAUACGGAUUCCACGUCAGAGUCAGAACAUGGUCACGACAAAUCUCAAUACCCUAUAGCCCCAUGGGAUAUCUGCUGGCAUGACAAGCCAGCCACAGCCGUGUCCUUAUUUCUGAUAGGGCUGAGUUGUGCCAUCGGCCAGCACGUAUUCUACAGUAUGAAGGAUGGCACUCUGGCCACGCAGCAGGAGUGGACAAUUCGAGUCGGGACAGGUCUCGCCUAUCUCCUCGGAUUUUCAAUGGCUGCACUUGUUGGAAUCUCACGGGAUCAGUGGGUCUGGCGUACCCUCCGCACCCGAUUCUUCCCCUUGGAAAGCAUAGAUGCGUUAUUCGGGGUCACCUCCAAUGUUUUCUGUUUCCUAGAUAUCACCAUGGUUUGGAACGCCAAAGUCUCGACAAUGCUGGCAGCUUUGAAAUGGCUUUUCCCGCUGGUGACAAUCUUCACCCCGAGUACCAUCUCUGUCAUCUUGACCCCGUUCGACACCGAAUUCGACUGCCAGGUACCCGCUCUAUCGUUCCCGGGGCCUCGUAACAGUACCGAUCUCGGCAGCACUGUCACCACACAAGGCCACGACCUCACCUAUAGCGGGGCCGACCAUAGUGGUGAUGAUGGUGGUGAAUAUGGCGAUAAUGGUGAUGCCAGCGGUAUUCCUACUCUUCGCAAUAUGAGAAGGGCAAACGCAUUCGCGAACCAAAGGUUGUACGUGGCGGAUAUCUACGACCCCGCCGCAUACACGAACCAAAACGUCUCCAUCAAUAACUACGAAAUAACGAUUGAUGCAGAAAGCAAGGAUUGCUAUGUGAACGCUGAGGUUCUUCGAUAUUUCAUAAUGUCGGCAUACUCGAGUGAAGUAAUCUUCCCUCCUGAUAUCACUCGCGAUCACCUUAUAUCGGAGGAGUGCUCUGUCAACUGCACCUACUCUUACGAUUUCGUUGGACCUUCAAUCAACUGCACCGAGUUCGAAUCCAUUCCAAAAUCGCUGUCCGACAUAUACCAAGGCAUCAGCGACCAGAAUAUCAUCUUGUUCGGCGCGGGGCAGGGGUCGGAUCUGAACUCGACGGGCCUUGACUCGACCUACACGGCCGACGACAGGCUAUACUCGCCCGAGCGUCUGUGGGCCUUUUAUUCAUCCGCAAAUGAUUCUUGUCUCCCGCGCGAGAGUCGUAGUCUGCAUGCCUACACAUGUGAGUUCGGGCCCGCACGGUACUGGAUCAACCAGUCCAUCUCCGACCGAUUCUUGCAGCCCCACAUAAAGGUUGACCCGAUUGACAAUUCCACCUUCAGCUUGGACGAAAGAGCCACAUGUGUGCUCCUCCAGGCUCUCCGCGAAAUCCUCGGGGGUUAUUUGGUAAUCACGUAUGACCCACCCCUUUACAAGAAGACCGAGUCAAAGAACUAUACGAUCACAGUACCCAUUGCUUCCAACCGCACGAAUAUCCGCUCAACAAACCUCAUGGACAAGAGCGGGCUGAACGUGGUUGAUCCCCUGGGCGAUUCAAUCGAGAAAAUGGUCCACAAGAUGGUUGUCUCGUUGAUUGCGGAUGACGGUCUCACCCUCGCCAAGAAAGUCAGCACAAGAUGCCGCGCAACAAAGAUGCAAAACACCUACGUCUAUAAGCCAUUCAUUUUGAUUCUGGUAAACACAACCGCUAUGUUUUUCUCCGCGUUGGUAGCGGUGUUGGGAGCUUUGGCUCUUGUGCAGAACGGCGUGGCGAGCGACACUUCGUUCUCGACCUUCCUCCGAACGACAAGAAAUCCAACACUGGACCGAGCGUUGAGGGGUGGGAGCUUGGGUGGUAGCUCUUUCCGGAAGAAAUUUAGUGGUCUAAAGCUUAAAUAUGGGGAGCUUUCUGUGAAGGGCAAGGGGGUUUAUGGCGAUGGUGUUCGCCACGUGGGUAUGGGCGUCGAAGGAGAGGUUAGCACCAUGCAGAAGGGCAGGAAUUACUAUUGA
Messenger RNA from Morchella sextelata, 2040 nucleotides. RefSeq lists its product as uncharacterized. The coding region runs from base 1 to 2040 and encodes 679 amino acids. The transcript has a single exon. The record is from RefSeq and is a predicted model, not a curated record. Lineage: Eukaryota; Fungi; Ascomycota; Pezizomycetes; Pezizales; Morchellaceae.